AUGGAAGAUAAAAAACAAUUACUUAACGUCUUUUCUCUCUACAUUUACAUUAGAGGCCUAUUCGGGAACAGCAUAUCCACGAUAGAGGAGAAUGCAUUUAAUGGUCUGUCAAGUCUAUUGCGUCUAGGUCUAUCAUUCAACCGCAUAACCGCAAUAGAAGGAAAUGCAUUUAAUGGUCUGUCAAGUCUAUCGAGUCUAUAUCUAUCCAACAACAGCAUAACUACAAUACAAGAGAAUGCAUUUAAUGGUCUGACAAGUUUAUCGAUUCUUUAUAUAAAUGGUAAUCCUUUUCACUGUGAUUGUGAGUUGAAAGGCUUUGUCAGAUUUAUGAAAUCAAGGAGAGAUAUAUUGUACGGGAGCUCUCAUCCAGAAUGUCUUUCUCCUGGCGUCUUGAAAGGAACACGCCUUGCUGAUCUUUCAGUUUCAAACUUGACAUGUCUUUCCAAUGACGUUAGCACUAUUCAUUAA
Saccostrea echinata is the source of this 468-nucleotide messenger RNA. Its product is annotated as slit homolog 3 protein-like. The coding region runs from base 1 to 468 and encodes 155 amino acids. Gene Ontology annotation, molecular function: protein binding. The transcript is spliced from 5 exons. The record is from RefSeq and is a predicted model, not a curated record. Gene Ontology annotation, cellular component: plasma membrane. NCBI's taxonomy places the organism in Eukaryota, Metazoa, Mollusca, Bivalvia, Ostreida, Ostreidae.